CUCCGCGGCCGCCCGGCCCCAGUCGCCCCCCGAUCAUGCCCGUCGACUUCACCGGGUACUGGAAGAUGCUGGCCAACGAGAAUUUCGAGGAGUACCUGCGCGCGCUCGAUGUCAAUGUGGCCUUGCGCAAAAUCGCCAACUUGCUGAAGCCAGACAAAGAGAUUGUGCAGGACGGCGACCAUAUGAUCAUCCGCACGCUGAGCACUUUCAGGAACUACAUCAUGGACUUCCAGGUUGGGAAGGAGUUUGAGGAGGACCUGACGGGCAUAGAUGACCGCAAGUGCAUGACCACGGUGAGCUGGGAUGGGGACAAGCUCGAGUGUGUGCAGAAGGGUGAGAAGGAGGGACGUGGCUGGACCCAGUGGAUUGAGGGUGAUGAGCUGCACCUGGAGAUGAGAGUGCAGGGUGUGGUCUGCAAGCAAGUGUUCAAGAAGGUGCACUGAAGUGGGGGCAGACCUCAGUCCCAAGGAAUGAGUGGCAUAGACAUGUGGGCCAGAGCCCCACUCUGCACAGCAUGGGGCAGAAAUGUCUAGCCACCUUCAGGUAUCUGUUAGCAGUCUGUCUCUUGGCUUUGUCUCUUUUUCUUUUCUUAAAACCAAACCAUCCCAAUAAAAGUGAUCUCUGCUCAAGA
This is a messenger RNA of Miniopterus natalensis, 631 nucleotides long. RefSeq names its product retinol binding protein 1 (gene RBP1). Gene Ontology annotation, molecular function: lipid binding. Gene Ontology annotation, cellular component: cytosol. Gene Ontology annotation, biological process: retinoic acid biosynthetic process; vitamin A metabolic process. The record is from RefSeq and is a predicted model, not a curated record. Lineage: Eukaryota; Metazoa; Chordata; Mammalia; Chiroptera; Miniopteridae.